AUGUCGACAUUUACGCUCCGCGACCCUCCUAACGAUCUCACCACGAUUCUCUCCAUCGAAAACAAGCUGCAGCUACCCAGCUUCACAUCGGACACGGCGUUUGAGCUCGGGAGUCUGAUCCGGUCACGGCUGCGCGAGUCGUUUGCGCGGCCCGCCAUUGUGAGCAUCACGCACGCCAACAGCGACCAGCUGCUUUUUCACGCCGUGUCGAAGCCGGGACCAGCGGGGCCAGGAACAGUAGUGGGAGGUGCUGGCACAGUAGGAACCGCGCCCGACAACGACAUCUGGGCAGCGCGCAAGCGGCGGACCGUGCUCCGGUUCGGUACGUCGACGUGGUAUAUGCGCGCGAAAUGCGGGACGGAGGAAGCGUUUAAGGCGAAAUUUGCGCUGGGCGAGCGGGCGGGCGACUAUGCGAUUCAUGGCGGCGGGUUUCCUGUGAGGGUGCGCGGCGUGGAGGGGCUGGUGGGCGUGAUUGUGGUGAGUGGGCUCAAGAUGGAGGAGGAUCAUCAGGUGAUAGUGCAGUGUUUGGAGGAGUAUUUGGGGGAGUCGGCAGUCUAG
Molecule: messenger RNA, 558 nt
Organism: Xylona heveae TC161
Lineage: Eukaryota; Fungi; Ascomycota; Xylonomycetes; Xylonales; Xylonaceae
Exons: 2
Coding region: 1-558 (185 amino acids)
Biological process (GO): post-translational protein targeting to endoplasmic reticulum membrane
Cellular component (GO): TRC complex
Source: RefSeq, a predicted model, not a curated record